UAGGACAGCGGCAGAGCUUUCCGUCCCAACUGCGUGGCUGUCCGGCUGUGUGUGUGCACCUAUAGCCCCCGCUCCCUGGCUGUCAUAUACACACACACACACACUCACUCACUCUCACACACACACACGCACACACACACACACGCAGAGCCGAUCAGUGCAGGCAGCGCACAGCCUGGUAAUUGUAUUGCUCCCUCCAAGCGGAAGGAAGAGAGACACACAGAAAGAGAGAGAGAGAGAGAGAGAGAGGAAGACCGGAGAAAGAAGAGGAGGAGAGAUAUAAAAACUUUGAUUUUUUUGAAUUUUCUUCUUCUGCUUUCUUUUCCUGGACGAGGUUGACUUGACAAUGACCCGGUAUCGCCGAUGGAGUCGGUAGGACACCCGUUAUCCGAGUGUUUUUUAAUGCACUCUGAGCAAGAGUAGAAUGAACUUAUCGAAGGGGCCAUUGGUGAACAGCAGCAGUGACGAUAACGCCAAGUCGACCUAUAAUAAAUGCGGCGCUGGCGCCUGGAGGAUGCACCAGAGCUACGAUCCACUAGAGGCCAACCACAUGAGAGACGCACAUGCCCUCUACAACCCCAGGCUUCUCUGCAGAAUGUCCAGUAAGGAGCGCCACCUUGAGUCCAACUGUCCGUCCUCUUAUAUAAAGACUGAGCCGUCUAGUCCUGCCUCCCUGGCUGACAGCCUAAACCAUCACUCCCCUGGUGGCUCCAGCGACGCCUCAGGCUCCUAUUCGUCCACGAUGAACGGCCACCCCAACGGCUUGGACUCCCCAAGCCUCUACGGCUCCAACGCAGGGCCCCUGGGCCCCGCUGGCGGCCCCGGAUCAAAGCGCUACGAGGACUGUUCGUCAACUAUUGGAGAAGAUUCACAGAUAAAGUGCGAGUACAUGUUGAAUUCGAUGCCCAAGAGGCUGUGUCUGGUGUGCGGGGACAUUGCAUCAGGGUACCACUACGGAGUGGCGUCCUGUGAGGCCUGCAAGGCCUUCUUCAAGCGCACCAUCCAAGGCAACAUAGAGUACAGCUGUCCAGCCACCAACGAGUGCGAGAUCACCAAGAGGAGACGCAAGUCGUGCCAGGCCUGCCGCUUCAUGAAGUGUCUGACUGUGGGCAUGCUGAGGGAGGGUAAGGGAAAAGGUGUCCGUCUGGACAGGGUGCGCGGCGGGAGACAGAAGUACAAACGCCGGAUAGAUGCCGACAACAGUCCAUACCUGAACCCCCAGCUGGCUCUGCCCCCCAAGAAGCCAUUUGCCUUUGGCUGCCUUGCAGAUAACAAAAUCGUCUCUCAUCUGCUGGUGGCCGAGCCAGAGAAGAUUUACGCCAUGCCUGACCCAACAGUACCAGACAGCGACAUCAAGGCCUUGACCACGCUGUGUGACCUGGCCGACAGAGAGCUGGUGGUCAACAUCGGCUGGGCCAAACACAUCCCCGGGUUCUCUACGCUUUCUUUGGCAGACCAAAUGAGUCUACUGCAGAGUGCAUGGAUGGAGAUCUUGAUCCUACGGGUUGUGUACCGCUCCCUGUCCUUUGAAGACAAGUUGGUGUACGCUGAGGACUACAUAAUGGACGAGGACCAGUCGAAGCUCGCCGGGCUUCUGGACCUGAACAAUGCCAUCCUUCAGCUGGUCAAGAAAUACAAGACCAUGAAGCUGGAGAAGGAGGAAUUUGUCGCUCUCAAGGCCAUUGCUUUGGCUAACUCAGACUCCAUGCAUAUUGAAGAUGUGGAUGCAGUGCAGAAGCUCCAAGAUGUGCUCCAUGAGGCCCUGCAGGACUACGAGGCCUCCCAGCACCAGGAGGACCCCCGCCGGGCCGGCAAGCUGCUCAUGACCCUCCCCCUCCUCCGCCAGACCUCCACCAAAGCUGUGCAACACUUCUACAGCAUCAAGCAGGACGGCAAAGUCCCGAUGCACAAACUGUUCCUGGAGCUGCUGGAGGCCAAGGUCUGAGGACGGGAGAACAGAUCCACGGACAGCUAGACGCCGGUCCGAGUCUCACUUUGAAUGACCUCUUGCUCUUUUACACACAGACACUCUCACGCAAACACACACGCACACACACACACCGAAAUUCCUGAAGUACUUCUGCUGACAGCCUCCCCUUUGAAUAAACAAGAAGUCCGAACCUCGUACCUGAACCCCGGAACCUCCAGCGACGUUCACAAAGGGUGCUCUCUCACCCUUUAGUUCUGGGGAAACGUGCUGACACACUGAAAUGACCCCGAAAUGACCAAGGGAAGAAGACAUUUCCUUUAAAACUAUUGAAAACCACUCAAUAGUUACCACAGUGUCUCCGAACAUUGAAGACGGCAAAACUUGUAUGCAUUUAAUAACAACUAAAAUGUUGUUAAAAGACAUGCGCUUGAAUGAGGACAUUUAAAAGAAACUAAAAACUUCAUUUUAGUUCUACGAGACUUUACGACUGCACUUGUGUCUCCUUUCCCCGCCCCAUUUCAAGAUGUUUUGUAAGUGUUCACGAAGGAAUCGAGUGGAGAGAAAAAGGAACACUAAAGAACUGUUCAUUACGUGUGUUGGUAAAUUACGUGUACAAUGAGAUUUGGAUGGAUGGACAGGAAAAAAAAAGAAGAGGAGAUUUGCCCUGCCAAAGAAUGGAGCUCAUCCAUUCAAAGGAUGCCAGCAAACUUUAAACGUCACAUCCCAAAAACUGUCUCUGGUCUACCGGUGGCUUUCAAUGCUGGGCCUCAAGACUGCUGCUGGUUUUCUCCUCCACCAGUGAUUCAAAAUGUGUGUGAUUAUUAUGAAAACCAGCAGGGCCGGGACCAGGGUUAGAAACCACUGCUGUAAACAUGCUUUUUUUUGUUUUUCCCAAAAUUCAAUUCCUGGUUUCCCAUGACUCCGUUACUUCAACCCAACUUCACUAUUUGUUGUAUUUACUGAAGGCCAUGGCCUCCCAAAAUACUGUCAGUACACCCAUAGAAUUGGUGUGGCUGAAAAUGUAUUCAAAUAUCCAAACCUCUUGAAGUUUGAUUAACUGACAAGAGUUCACGGUGUCGAUAUUUUACCAAACAACCAAUCGAUGAUUGAUUCCUGUUUGUCCCGCUGGUAGAUGAAGGCUCCGUCCACAUUCUCUGUAUUUCUUUUAUUAAGAAUGGUCCAGCCCGUGCUCAUUGCCCAAACCAAACCCCAAACACUGCAAAGCGUCACUCCGGCACAGCCCUCCGUGCUUUGUUGCAUUCACAGCGUCCAGCGCAUCUCUGGAGAGUUAUUUUUGGGAUUCAUUCGGGGAGCGAAAGUGUCGCUUCAGUCGCUCAACGCAAUACGAACCGCAAGGAAAGGUGUCCUGACAAAACUGAUUGAACAACAACUCCUUAUUUCUCCUUAUCUUCUUUCUUUUCUUUCUCAAUUUAUAUAUUGAAAAUAAUCUUAGCAAUGAAAGCAGUAUUAGGGUUGUAAAUAACUGUCAUCCUGUAUAUGACAUAUAACACGGCUUUGUUUUCGUUAUUAAUCUUGUCUUCUUAAAACCGAAUCAAUCGAUAUGUCGUUCCUUUUUUCUAUCAGCUUGACCACUUUCAGCAAUUAUCAUAUAUAUAUAUAUAAAUACAUAAAUAUAACAAGUAAUAAUGUAUUAACAAAUCAGCGUUUAUCUUAGAAAACUCUGAGCCAUAGUGGUUUUAAAGGGAGGGUUUGUGCAUAUGGACUAAGUCUGCAUAUUAACAUAACGUGCCAGUCUUAAAUUUGGAAGAGAAAAGGGGAUUUGAGGAGAGUUUGUAUCUUCUCUUUUUCUCUGUAACUUGCCAUAAGCUAUUAGAUAACAUUCAAUAUUUCAUUUGUGAGGGAAAGUAAGAAGGGAACAAGUAUGGACCAGAUAUGUGACGAUGGAAUGUUAAUCUGUCAAAAUCAAUGAACCACCACAAUGGCUGCUUCGUGUUAGCUCGCUAUUCCACUUCCUGUUGUCAGAGACUUUAUUUGAACAUUUUAAAAUACGUGCUCAUAUGUUUUUAUGGUGGAAACCAUCCAUCCUAAGUAAAAUUGAUCAAAUUGAUCAAAUUGAUGAUAGGUAGUCUUAUGAGUUAAUUGUAAAGCGGUUUUUGCUCUUAUUCAUAUAUAUAUAUAUAUGCUUAUCAUUCGUCCACUAAAUCCUAACAUUGACAACAUUUUAAGUGGACAGGCAGAAUUCUCAUCAAUAGCAUUUUUGCAUUUGAUGUGAAUUUGAUUGCCUAAAUUAAUUAAACCUGUUACCGCACAGACGUCCUUAAAGUAAAAGUCAAUACUUACCCAUUCAAUUUAAGUGAAGUGUUUAGCUGCGAGAAAUAGAAGCUGCGCUUACCGGACAAUUUUUCAGUCGAAUGAAGAAACAUUGAUUUCAUCAUUAUAGUGAGACCGUACGGCUGACGGAUCACAGCUUUAACAGGCAGACAGUUGAGGGAUCUUUUUACAUCAUUGUUUGCCAUUUCAGAAGCCGAAUAAGAAUGCCAAAAUGUAUAUUGUAGAUGACGGUUUAAUUUAAUCUAAAAUGGCAACCUGUCACAGCAGAAGAGUGCAGCAAUUUAGGUAUAGUUGAUCUUUAACAUCAUGCUCUGUAUCAAAUAUCAGUAAGGGGUAUUUUCUCAGCGUUCUUAAACAUUGUAUAUUGUAAAUUAUACAGAUUAUAAUUCUAAAAUAAGACAUUUUUUUGAAAACAAAAUAAGAAGAAAAAAAAUGUAGUUCAGCCUCGAUGUGUGUUUCAUGUUCGCUGUUUUUUCUAUCAAGAAAAAACCCAGUUUCUUUAUUUUUAUGUUUUUUUUGUUUCAGUCUUUCUGUUUGUUCCUCUCCUCCUCUUGGAAGCCCUCUAAGGCGUUGCGGUGUACUCUUUCUUGUGGUGAUUUCCGUUCUUGUGCUGUGUGCUUCUUCUUUAAACAACAGAGUAAACUGGAGGCCACGUUGUCUGUCUUGCGAAUCCGUCCACUGGGGCUCUGGGCUCCGGAUUCCCUCUCAACCAAUCCAACUGGGUUCAAGGCUCUUCUUCUAGAAAUUAGACCACCAAGAUCAAAUUACAGUAUUCCUCUUUACCAAACUAUACAUAAAUAAUGAAAUAUUUAGUACCUAAACGAUGAAACAACAUACGAGUAUUAAAAAAGGGAUCAUUUGUGUACAUUUCCUGUAGAAUUAACAAUAUACUGUAUAUCUUUAGGCUAAAAUAACGAUGAAAUGAAAAGGACAUUUGAGUAAUUCAGAACUGUAGGUGACUCUUUUUUGAUAACUUGCUGUACAUAACUGCCUUCCAUUCAGCUCGACUCAAUCAUCCACUGUUUCAAGAGAAAAUAUGAAGAUGAAAGACUUCUUUCCCCGUAGUUGUGUCCCGUUUUAAGAUUGUUUACAGGAAGAUACCUUGUUUUACAACAAAGAGUUGAAAAGUGAUCGGACGGUUGAAAUUUAGGACUGCCAUUUUUUUUUUCGUGGGUUGACGGGAAUUGUUAAAGAAAAGCUCAACGUGUUUAGUUUGCAUUUGCUGUUUCUCUGCUCGAUGCACAACACAAUAUUGUGCGACCUGGUUUGGCCCCAGAAUUAAGAACUCAAGAUUUAAACUCAAAGUCUCCUUUAAUGAACAUGUUACUCUAAUCCUUUUGCCUCUUUAUACACACAUUUAUAAAGUGUGCGCUAAUAGCAUUAAUUCUUGCUUGAACUCAUCAAAGGUGUUAAACAUUAACAUAUAAUCUGAGAAAAACAUACACACAAACAAUUUAACAGGUGCAUAUAAAUAUAUUUAGGCAAAAUCCCUGAUGACAGGUGAAUUUCCUGUUUUGAUUGUAACUGCAAACACCUUCUCUUCAGACAGAUGGUAUUUCUUAUCAUCCACUGUACAUCAUUUGAAAAAACGAUUUAUGGAAGAAAGGUGCUCUUUUCUUACCAUUGUUUCUCUUCUUAAUUUAUUUGUCGAUUGUCAAAACAAUGCCGUGUACUUCUGGACGAUUCAAGGCGAUGAAAGAUGUUACACGUCUCCCCGAGGCUGUAAUGGCUGGAAUUGAUUUUAACAUGAAAAAAGUUACAUUUCUAAGCUUACAAAUACUGAUAUGAAGUUAUAUGUUUCGUGACAGGAAAUGGUUCACCCAGUGCCACUUUGUUAUAAAAAUAAUAAAUCUACCAGCUAAAAUCAGGAGGGAGACUUUGUGAUUCUUUCAGAGGUUUUGUUGAAAUUGCUGCUCAUAGCCAAGAUAUUAUUUAAAUGUAUUAGACAAAACAGUUUUUUCUUUUUCUUUUUUUUGUUUAAAAAAGCAAUAUUUUGUGCAAUGACGAGACGUAAGCUGCACUUGUUUGUGUUUGUAUUUUACUUGUAAAUGCUGUUGAAGCUGUUAAACUUAUUCUGUGGUUUAAGCUUAAACCAUAUAAAUGACGACAAACCAAACUAGUAUUUUCUAAGACAAGUGUUGGACGAAGAACUGUCUGGGACAUCGAUAGAGAAAGUUUGACCUGGUUGCACUUUGGACACCGUGUUAUCGCCCAGAACUCACAUCCUAUUAGUUGCAAAUACUCUAUGAAACAAUAGAUUAGCUGUAGCAGAAGGAUGAAGUUGUUAAGGCUGCCCCUGAAACGUGUCUAUCUACAACUCGACAGCGUUUAGUCAUUUAGCUGUAUUUAAUCCCCAAAUGUAACUGCUGCAGCUGACCCCCUCAGACUGAAUUUGCAAAUGAGAAGAAAAUAUUUUACGGGGGGGGGGGGGAGCACGAUGACAAAUUUGGAUUCAUAAGAUAUUCGGCGCUCGAGACGUCCCUGGCGCGGUGGAGAAGAGCUGUGUAUGAGAGAAGACCCUGUAGUGUUAUUAAAAACAUGUCUGUAGAUUUUAGAUGUGCUUCACAUCAGUAAAUGGAAAAAAAAAGAAAAAAAGAAACAAUAACCUGUAUAUUUUUGUGACGUGUAUCAUACAAGUGUGCUCCAACAAUAAUGUCCAUUUGUGUAAAUGUAUUUAUUUCACAUUGUAUAUAAUGUUCAAUGCAAAAAGAGAGACCUAUGAUUCUGUAACUUAAACUACUAUGGGUUGAAACAGUACAUGUGUUACUCAAGACUAUGCCUUUCAGGAUUAUUACAGUAGAGCAAUAUCAAUUAAAACCAGGCUUCCAGUUUUGA
Pungitius pungitius (ninespine stickleback) is the source of this 7057-nucleotide messenger RNA. It is a transcript of the gene esrrga, whose product is annotated as estrogen-related receptor gamma a. Gene Ontology annotation, cellular component: nucleus; chromatin. Gene Ontology annotation, biological process: nuclear receptor-mediated steroid hormone signaling pathway; regulation of transcription by RNA polymerase II. The transcript is spliced from 9 exons. The record is from RefSeq and is a predicted model, not a curated record. The coding region runs from base 425 to 1945 and encodes 506 amino acids. Gene Ontology annotation, molecular function: estrogen response element binding; nuclear steroid receptor activity; steroid binding. NCBI's taxonomy places the organism in Eukaryota, Metazoa, Chordata, Actinopteri, Perciformes, Gasterosteidae.